Messenger RNA from Scutellospora calospora, 205 nucleotides. The record is from the annotation of a GenBank genome assembly. NCBI's taxonomy places the organism in Eukaryota, Fungi, Glomeromycota, Glomeromycetes, Diversisporales, Gigasporaceae.
AUGGCUUGUCGUUGCACUACGAUUAUUACAUCUAUAAUUAAAACUACCACUACUUUUCGCACUAGAACCGCUCAUACCACUAGUUACAUUACAAGAACCCUUUCUGUCUCUCCAGCAUAUAGCACAACGGCUCCAGAAUAUGGUAAUAGUGCAGUAAUCGGUACAUCUAUUACAGUUGGAGUUAUUGUUGGAACUAUAUGUAUUG